Molecule: messenger RNA, 2005 nt
Organism: Elaeis guineensis (African oil palm)
Lineage: Eukaryota; Viridiplantae; Streptophyta; Magnoliopsida; Arecales; Arecaceae
Product: DNA cross-link repair protein SNM1
Biological process (GO): double-strand break repair via nonhomologous end joining; interstrand cross-link repair
Molecular function (GO): 5'-3' DNA exonuclease activity; damaged DNA binding
Source: RefSeq, a predicted model, not a curated record
CACGUCGCCACCAAAGGAUUUCAACGCUUCGCAGCGCUCCCCCCCGCCCUCACGGAAAUCUCUCACAUGGCGUCGUUUCCCGCCGCCCAUUUCAAAGACCUUCGUCGCGGGCACCCAUAGAAGAAGAACCGAAGAUAAUGAAGCCAUCGCCGUCUAGCUCUUCCUCCCCUCCGAUGGCAUUAGAAACCACCACCGACGAUCGCCUCCACCUCUCCGACGAGCUCGACGAGAACGGCUUCCCCGUCGGCCCCCUCUCCUCCUCGUCCUUCGACGACGGCGGCGGGGAGCGCCGAGACGAUCCCCAGAUCGAAACUUCGAUCGCGAGCACCAGCGAUUUCGCUUCGGAUUUCUAUCGAUGCGGGACGGAUUGGUCGUCCCUGCUGGAGGAGCCGCCGGCGGGGAAGGAGAUUAGGGGACUUGUUCAGAGAGAUCUGUUCCAGAUGUGGGGAAUCAAGAAGCCGGCGGAUGGAUGGGGAUCGGGUUCUGGGGUUUCCUAUUCGUCUCGCAAGAGGCGGCGGACGAUGAUCGGAGGUGUUGGAGGCGGGGAUUGUGUGGAUCAGGAGGUUCCUCAGCUAGAAAGGAUGGGAUUUGAUAGGGGAUCCGAUCGGCAUCCUGUCUGCCCCUUCUAUAAGAAAAUUCCAGGAACACCGUUCACAGUAGAUGCUUUUCGGUAUGGGCCAAUUGAAGGGUGCUCGGCAUAUUUUCUCAGCCACUUCCACCAUGAUCAUUAUGGUGGCCUGAGCAAGAAAUGGUCUCAUGGCCCUAUCUACUGCACUCCACUCACAGCCCGCUUAGUCAAAUUGUGUCUCUCGAUAAAUUCACUUUACAUCUGCCCUUUGGAGCUUGAUACUGAACAUGUUAUUGAGGGAACCAAAGUGACACUGUUGGAAGCCAAUCACUGCCCUGGUGCAGCGCUGAUCCAUUUUAGGCUGAGCAAUGGGCAAAUUCAUCUACAUACUGGAGAUUUUAGGGCAUGUAAACAGAUGCAGUCUUACCCUCUUCUUCUCAAUCAUCGCAUCAAUGUGCUUUACCUUGAUACAACAUAUUGCAACCCCAAGUAUAGGUUCCCACCAAAAGAAGAUGUUGUCAAUUUUAUCGUGAGGACAGCUCGUAAAUGUCUUGAAAAGCAGCCAAAAACUCUUAUUGCUGUUGGAGCUUACAGCAUAGGGAAAGAGCAUGUCUAUGUUUCGAUUUCUCAAGCUUUAGAGGUCCCAAUAUACACAGAUUCUUCAAGGAGACGGAUUUUGCAGUCAUUUGGUUGGCCUGAGCUAUCUAGAAAGCUUUGUUCAUGUGGGCAGAGCUCUCCACUGCAUGUUCUACCAAUUUCUUUCUUACGACAUGAGAACCUGUGUGAAUACUUGAAUACUUACAAGCAACAAUUUGCAGCUGUCCUGGCAUUUCGUCCUACAGGUUGGACAUACUCUGGGACUACGCUAGAUCUAAUUAAACCCAGUUCUAAAGGCAACAUCACCCUCUACGGGGUUCCUUAUAGUGAGCAUUCGAGUUUCAUAGAGCUUAGAGAUUUUGUAAAGUUCCUGAAGCCUCACAAAAUCAUUCCCACUGUCAAUGUUGGCAAUCCUACUAAUCGUGAGAAGAUGCAGGCCUAUUUCCGUGAAUGGCUGAAAGCCUAAAGAUGGAUUUAAACUUGAAAUUAUGCUCUGCUAUCAUAACAUCAUCUUGUUACGAACUGGCUAUAUUGUCAGCUGCCAAUCUUUCUUGCCGGUCAUGUCCCACUGGAACUGAAAAGCUGCCUAGUUGGUUCUGGUUGGCACAGAAAGCUUCGUGCCAAGUGAGUGUACUGCAAUAGCUGAACAUUGAUUUAAGUGAUUGUUACUAAUUUGAGUUCAGAAGUUCCUGCUUCCUGGUAUAACUUUCUUCAAUGUGUUUUGCUGAUUUAUUUGAAACGUGUUGUAUUUUGUAUUAUUAUUAUCAUUAAUCCUUGAAUUUAUAUUGCUUCAUGUCAUUAUUUUGUUAUAUCAAUGGUUAUUUGGGAUAGUUACUCCAA